AACAGUCAGCCAGCCAGCCAGCCAGCCAGCCAGCCAGCCAGUCAGCCAGCCAGCCAGCCAGCCAGCCAGCCAGUCAGCCAGCCAGCCAGCCAGCCAGCCAGCCAGCCAGCCAGCCAGCCAGCCAGCCAGUCAGCCAGCCAGCCAGCCAGCCAGCCAGCCAGCCAGCCAGCCAGCCAGCCAGCCAGCCAGUCAGCCAGCCAGCCAGCCAGCCAGCCAGCCAGCCAGCCAGCCAGCCUUCACUCCUCUCAAAAGAGAAACACUGACCCCUUCAGGUCAGUAGCGGUACUGCACACUCUCGCUGUCACGGUUUCACGGCCCCCACCACCACCCACUUUAGUGUUGAUUAAUAAGGUUAAUUUUACAUGAGGACACUGGAUGUUAAUGCUCACUGUGCCCCCUUGUCUAAGCAAUUACCAGAGAGGGCAGAGCUGCUGUUGGGUUAUCAAACACAACACGAUGCCUCCUGAAGCUCAGCUAAAGCAUGCUGACUAUUCAUACAGCAGGGCAGGGGUAGGCAACCAUGGUCCUGGAGGGCCACAGCCACUUCAUGUUUUUGAUUUAACCGACCUGGAAGAAGACCAGGUGUGUUAAAUUUAGCAAAUCACUGAACUGAUCAAUUAGCUCAGUUGGUCAGGUGUGGUGCCUAGUUGGAACAAAAUCCUGCAGUAGCUGUGGCACUCGAGGAACAGGGUUACCUACCCCUGCAGUAGGCUUUCUGUUUACUUUAGAAGCCUCCGGCGAUGAGCAGACGUCCUGAAGACAUCCUGGUUUUUGAGGUUGUUGAUGGGAUGGGGUGCACCAGACCUGAAUUAAGAGGAACAGUGGUGGGGGUCAGGGAGUAGGGGGGAUGCGGGGAGAGUAAGAGACAGACAGGGAUGCCACUCCUUGUUGUCCCGAGAGAGAGAAGGCUAAAAGACGGAUUUGUAAUGUAUUUAGACAUACUGUGUGUACAAAUUGUGGAUUAUUCUCUUGCUAGUCAACAUCUUCAUCCUCAGGGUAAAAAUGGCAGUAUCAAAAUGUCAAUAGUAUAAGUGACAGACGAUCUUCUACAGGGUACACACAGAGACCAGAGACUAACUCUCUCUCUUCUCUCUCUCUCUCCUCAGGGACCCCAACAAGCCUGUUCCUCAGGACACUAAGUUCAUCCACACCAAGGCUAACCGCUUCGAGGAGGUAGCCUGGUCUAAGUACAACCCCCAGGACCAGCUGUACCUCCAUAUCGGCCUGAAGCCCCGCGUCAGAGACCACUACCGAGCCACCAAGGUGGCCUUCUGGAAACACCUGGUGCCCCACCUGUAUAACCUCCACGACAUGUUCCACUACACCUCUACCACCACCAAGGUAAUGCUACCGCUCUUUAACUCACAUCUCCCUUUCAUUUCAUCGGUUGACUGGAAAGUGUGUUGUGAUUAUAAAUACACUUUCAAAUAAAGUUUGAUUUGAUUUGAUAUGUGGUGAUAUGGUUGUGUUAGUUGAACUCACUGACUGUAAGAAGUCGCUCUGGAUAAGAUGUUAAUGUAAUAUGUUUGAUUUGAAGGUCCCCCCGUCAGAGACGACCCAGAACGCCCUGUCCACUAAGAAGACGUGGCCCUUCAACACCAAGCGGCCCCCCAUGUCCCCGGCCUACAACAACGAGGAUAAUGAGGCGUGGAACGGAGACGAGGAGACCGGCCCGCUGGUCGUAGAGAACCCCAGGGACUACUCCACGGAGCUCAGCGUCACCAUCGCCGUGGGAGCCUCGCUGCUCUUCCUCAACGUUCUAGCCUUCGCAGCGCUUUACUACCGGAAGGAUAAACGGAGGGAGGCUUCGAGAGGUCGCCGCGGUCAACCCAGCCCACAGACCCGUCACGGCCAGGCUACAUCCAACGACAUCGGCCACCACCAGGGCCCCAACGAGGAGGAGAUCAUGUCCCUGCAGAUCAACCAGACGCACCACGAGUGUGAGGCGAUGGGGGUGGGGAACCCAGGCAAUGACGGGGGGUUGCGUCUGGCCUCGCUUCCCGACUACACCCUGACCCUGCGGAGGUCACCGGAUGACAUCCCUCUGAUGACCCCCAAUACCAUCACCAUGAUCCCAAACUCUCUGGUGGGGAUGCCCAACCUGCACCCCUACAACACUUUCACAGCUGGGUUCAACUCCACCGGCCUGCCCCACUCCCACUCCACCACCCGUGUAUAG
Molecule: messenger RNA, 2179 nt
Organism: Coregonus sp. 'balchen'
Lineage: Eukaryota; Metazoa; Chordata; Actinopteri; Salmoniformes; Salmonidae
Source: the annotation of a GenBank genome assembly